AUGGUAUCGCUGCUUGAUUGGUUUGCUUUAGAAUUACAACAAAGCGGAGAUGCUGAAGGUUGCUCCGUCGGGCUAGAAAAUGACAACUGGCAAACUUGGAGAGUGGCACUUACAGGCCCACCGGAUAGUCCAUAUGAAGGGGGAUUAUUUUCAGCGAUUCUCACGUUUCCGGAUGACUUUCCCAACAACCCUCCCAAGAUGAAGUUUGAGACCCCGAUCUUUCACCCGAACAUCUUCCCUGACGGUUUGGUUUGCAUAUCAAUCCUGCAUGCGCCGGGCUUUGACGAAACGAACGAACAGGAACUUCCUGAAGAGCGCUGGAGACCUAUCAUUUCAGUUGAAGCCAUUUUGAUGUCCGUAAUUUCGAUGCUCGGAGAACCCAAUUUAGACAGCCCCGCUAAUGUUGACGCAGCCAAAUUGUUGCGGGAGAACCCCAGAGACUUUAAGCGGAAGGUUCGCCGCAUGGUUGAGGAAAUGUAA
Messenger RNA from Gregarina niphandrodes, 480 nucleotides. RefSeq names its product putative ubiquitin-conjugating enzyme E2. The record is from RefSeq and is a predicted model, not a curated record. Gene Ontology annotation, molecular function: ubiquitin conjugating enzyme activity. Bases 1 to 480 code for a protein of 159 amino acids. NCBI's taxonomy places the organism in Eukaryota, Apicomplexa, Conoidasida, Eugregarinorida, Gregarinidae. Gene Ontology annotation, biological process: ubiquitin-dependent protein catabolic process; protein polyubiquitination. The transcript has 3 exons.